Rubroshorea leprosula is the source of this 2591-nucleotide messenger RNA. The record is from the annotation of a GenBank genome assembly. Lineage: Eukaryota; Viridiplantae; Streptophyta; Magnoliopsida; Malvales; Dipterocarpaceae.
CUUGAAAAUUUCCUUGUCACAUUAACUCUGUAACGCUUUUCAUCACUAACUUUCCAUCCAUUUUCUCGGCUAUCAAACACCAAACAUCGUUUUUUUUAUCCCCUGGGUUCUCAUCUUGUCCUAACCGAUGGAACCAAUGCAAAUUUGCAACAAAAACGGAACGAAAUCCCCUGGAUUUUGUACAGGUGACCCAUUGAAUUGGGGUAUGGUCGCGGAGUCACUCAAGGGCAGCCACCUAGAUGAGGUGAAGCGCAUGGUUGAUGAGUACCGCAAGUCCGUGGUCUUCCUUGGUGGCGAGACCUUGACCAUAGCGCAAGUGACCGCAAUUGCCAACUCUGGCACCAACGGUGUCCGGGUUGAAUUAUCGGAGAAGGCUCUGCCGGCGGUGAAGGCUAGCAGUGACUGGGUCUUGGAGAGCAUGAAAAAUGGUACGGACAGCUAUGGGAUCACCACCGGGUUUGGUGCAACCUCACAUAGGAGGACCAAGGAUGGGGGUGCCCUCCAAAAGGAGCUCAUAAGGUUCUUGAAUGCAGGGAUCUUUGGGCAGGGCACGGAGUCUUGCCACACAUUGCCUAACUCAGCGGCAAGGGCGGCCAUGCUGGUGAGAGUCAACACACUCUUACAGGGAUACUCCGGCAUUCGAUUCGAAAUCCUGGAAGCUAUCACCAAGUUACUCAACCACAACGUCACUCCAUGCUUGCCACUCCGGGGGACGAUCACUGCUUCUGGUGACUUGGUACCACUAUCCUACAUUGCUGGCCUUUUGAUAGGCAGACCCAAUUCCAAAGCUGUUGGCCCCAACGGGGAGGCCCUUGACCCAACCCAAGCCUUCAGCUUAGCUGGGAUAGAUGGGGGGUUUUUUGAAUUGCAGCCGAAGGAAGGUCUUGCCCUGGUGAAUGGCACUGCUGUUGGUUCCGCCAUGGCUUCAUUGGUUCUUUUCGAGACUAACAUACUCACUGUCCUCUCGGAGAUUCUGUCAGCCAUUUUCGCCGAAGUUAUGCAGGGAAAACAAGAGUUUACAGACCAUUUGACACAUAAAUUGAAACAUCAUCCAGGGCAGAUUGAAGCAGCAGCCAUUAUGGAACAUAUCUUGGAUGGUAGCUCUUAUGUUAAAGCAGCUCAGAAACUGCACGAAAUCGACCCACUUCAGAAGCCAAAACAGGACAGAUAUGCUCUGAGAACAUCCCCACAAUGGCUCGGCCCUCAGAUUGAAGUGAUCAGGGCAGCAACCAAGAUGAUUGAAAGAGAGAUCAAUUCUGUGAAUGAUAAUCCUUUGAUCGAUGUGUCCAGGAGCAAGGCGUUGCACGGCGGCAAUUUUCAGGGCACACCGAUUGGAGUCUCUAUGGACAACACCCGCUUAGCCAUUGCUUCAAUUGGAAAACUAAUGUUUGCUCAGUUCUCUGAACUCGUCAAUGACUACUACAACAAUGGGUUGCCUUCGAAUCUCUCCGCCAGCAGGGAUCCGAGUUUGGAUUACGGGUUCAAAGGUGCGGAAAUCGCCAUGGCUUCUUACUGCUCUGAGCUCCAAUUCUUGGCCAAUCCGGUGACGAAUCAUGUCCAGAGUGCAGAGCAACACAACCAAGACGUGAACUCCUUGGGGUUAAUCUCCGCUAGAAAAACAGCUGAAGCUGUGGACAUAUUGAAGCUGAUGUCGUCGACUUUCAUUAUAGCACUUUGCCAGGCAAUUGAUUUGAGGCAUUUGGAGGAGAAUCUCAAGAACGCGGUGAAGAACACGGUGUGUCUAGCGGCGAAGAGGGUUCUGAUGAUUGGGUCCAACGGCGAGCUUCACCCGUCGAGGUUCUGCGAAAGGGACUUGCUAAAAAUCGUCGACCGAGAACAUGUGUUCGCCUACAUCGACGACCCCUGCAGUGCCACCUAUCCAUUAAUGCAGAAGCUCCGGCAGGUGUUCGUUGACCAUGCUUUGCUGAACGGUGACAGAGAGAAGAACUCAAGCACUUCAAUUUUCCAAAAGAUCGGAGCUUUUGAGGAGGAACUGAAAACUCUUUUGCCAAAAGAAGUAGAGAACGCCAGGAUUGAAUUUGAGAAUGGAAAUCCGGCGAUUCCAAACCAGAUUAAGGAAUGCAGGUCGUACCCAAUAUACAAGUUUGUGAGGGAAGAGUUGGGGACUGGUUUGCUUACCGGAGAGAAGGUCCGGUCGUCGGGAGAGGAUUGCGAUAGGGUGUUCUCGGCGAUGUGCGAGUGGAAACUGAUUGAUCCCAUCCUGGAUUGUCUCAAGGAGUGGAAUGGUGCUCCCCUGCCUCUACACUAGUAUACACUAAUGCUGUUUGUUUGAAUUCCACUGCAAUAUCCUCUGUUUUUUCUUUCCUUUGUUCGUCUGUAAUCUUUUCUAAAUUGUUUAAGCAAACUGGAUGCAGUAUAAGUUUAAAAGUUUUGUGAACUUCUUUUUAUAACACUGUUUUUAUACCCUCUAAGUUUUAUACAUGUCAUCACUUUUUUAAGUUUUGCUCUCCACAUCAUCAAAAAAAAUAUAAAAAAUGCCACAUAAGCAGGGUUAACGGCCCAAAUUAACAGAAGGACUAACGGAGUGCAUUUUGUAUAGUUGAGGGAUCAAAAAAAUGCAAAAAAUUGUU